Molecule: messenger RNA, 918 nt
Organism: Neoarius graeffei (lesser salmon catfish)
Lineage: Eukaryota; Metazoa; Chordata; Actinopteri; Siluriformes; Ariidae
Product: granzyme B-like
Exons: 5
Coding region: 19-783 (254 amino acids)
Biological process (GO): proteolysis
Molecular function (GO): serine-type endopeptidase activity
Source: RefSeq, a predicted model, not a curated record
GUGUGGUGUACUACAGACAUGUUCUUCAGCAUCUCUCUCCUUGUACUUUCUGUCCUCCCUUUGUGUGGGGCAGUGGAGAGUGGUAUUAUUGGAGGAAAUGAAGCAAAACCACACUCCCAACCCUACAUGGUGUCUGUUCAGAUUAACAGUGCGCACGUGUGUGGUGGUAUGCUUAUCAAAAAAGAUUACGUGCUGACUGCAGCCCACUGUGUAGACAACAUUGAAUGCUCUGGAAAAGACAAGCUGGAAGUGGUACUGGGAGCUCACAACAUCAAACAAAAGGAGUCCAAGCAGCAGAGAAUCCACGUGAAGAAAUGCAUAAAGCAUCCCUGUUACAAGAAGAAACAACCGCAAAAUGAUAUCAUGCUACUGAAGCUGAAGACUGCAGCCAAGCCGAACAAUGCUGUAAAGGUUAUUGCUCUACCGAAGAAGAAUGAGAACAUUCCAGCUCGUCAAAAGUGUUCAAUAGCUGGUUGGGGCAUGACAUCUCAGAACAGCGCUGAAUCAAGUGUCCUACGAGAGGUCACACUCACAGUACAGAAUAAUUCUCUGUGCAAGGAUCUUUGGCAGGUCUAUUUUGACACAGACAGCAUGAUCUGCACGGUUUCUGAUGGAAAAAAAGCUUUUUGUCAGGGUGAUUCAGGGAGUCCUCUUAUUUGUGGAAAUGUACCACAUGGAUUAGCCGCAUAUACCUACGAUGGUAACUGCUUAAAUCGCGAGUACCCAGAGGUAUAUACGAAGAUCUCCUACUUUCUUCCUUGGAUUAAACAAGUAAUAGGCUAGAGAAUGAACACAAUGGAAGUAAUCCCAAUCUAAUAAAAUAGACAUUGAACAUGUGUAUGAAAUAUGUUUCUUCUCUUCUCUUACAUGGAUAAUGAUGUUAUAAAGUAAAAUAAAGAAAAUAAAAUCUCCUAAUAA